Molecule: messenger RNA, 945 nt
Organism: Belonocnema kinseyi
Lineage: Eukaryota; Metazoa; Arthropoda; Insecta; Hymenoptera; Cynipidae
Product: transmembrane protein 42
Exons: 4
Coding region: 250-648 (132 amino acids)
Source: RefSeq, a predicted model, not a curated record
AAACGAAAUCUUAUAAAAAGUUUUAUUAAAAUCCUAGUUUUCAAUCAUCUUUUAAAACUCCGAUAAAAUAUCUUGUGACUUUUCGUCAGAAAGAUUUAACCCGCAUUUACGAAUUACGGUGGAUCUAAACAGGAAGGACCACAGUGUAAUCAGAAGUUCAGUGACCGUAAACGUGUCCUUAAUUUAGUACGAUUCGUAAAUUUUGGCUUUUCUUUAUCAAACGAGUUUUUGUGAUAAAAAAAAGUUCACAUGGAGGGGAGCAAAUCGAACAUACACUUGGCUGUUGUUGCCGGAAUUUUAGCGACAACCGGUAGUUUAUUUGGCAAGGUCGCAGGGAACUUCGACGUGAUGCCGUUGGAUCACUUGGUGCCAAAAAUUUGUUUUCUGGGACUAAUGAUUGGAAGUAACACGGCUGGCUGUACUUAUUUUGUUAAGGCUUUGCAAGGAAGCGGAUCUUCGUUACCAGCAACUGUUGCGAGCGCAGCCACAAACUAUUUUUGUUCGGCACUGAUAGGUUUCCUUGCAUUUGGGGAAUCUACGUCAUUGAUGUGGUGGUCCGGAACAUCUUUAAUUCUUUUUGGUUUGCUUCUCAUCUGCUAUGCACCCGUUAAAGAAUCGCCGGUCACAACCAAACGCAAAGAACAAUAAUUCACCUGCAACAUUUUUACACUCGACUGCUGCCGCUACACUACUGCAGGAAACAACAAAGCGCCGAUAAUUCACGAAUGAUGACUCAACUCGGCAGAAUAGUAAAUCUCAAAUUUUUCAAUCUUACCGGAAAAAAGUGGCAAAAAAUUAGAGAAAUUAACGUCCUUAAAUUGCGUGGACACAUUUUUUUCCAAUUUACCCCCUCCCCUCCCCUCCCUCCCCCUUAUGUAAACAUGCGCAGAUUCAGAGAAGUGACUUUACGGCGGGGGGGGGGGGUGAAAAUUGUGUACAUAUAUA